CACCUUAAAUUCACUUUCACAACUUAUUGGAUCAGACGAAUCAUGUAAGCUGGAUUACACUGUUUGUUGUAUCACAAAGGACAAUUCUCUCUUUGAAUUCAUAGCAUUAUUCUUAGAAGGUGCUAAGCCAGUAAAGAAAGAUGAAUUAGAUGAUAGAAAGUAUCAAUUAGAUAAAGGAAAGCUUCAGUAA
Messenger RNA from Cetraspora pellucida, 190 nucleotides. Lineage: Eukaryota; Fungi; Glomeromycota; Glomeromycetes; Diversisporales; Gigasporaceae. The record is from the annotation of a GenBank genome assembly.